AUGACCGAGCGAAGAGACAUUUGGCAAAGUCGUUGUUACACGAUUCCCAGAGUAUAUAUGAGCUUGAUAGGAAUAUGGCCGUAUCAUACUUUUCGCGACAGAUGCUUGCUUUUCGUACCGAUGUUUGCGUUCUCCCUCACCAUCCUUAUACCUCAGUUAAUGUAUCUGCUAAUUACCGCGGCGAAUCUUGACGAUGUAUUCUCGUGUACCCCAUCGAUGUGGAUCACCAUAAUAUUUAGCUUCAAAUUAUGGAGUUUGAUGAUGAACAACAAGAAAUUGAGGACUUGUCUUGAGACGAUAGAAGACGAUUGGUCGUCCCUAAAUACGGAUGCGGAAAGAGCUAUUCUACGGCGACAUAGCGCGCACGGACAGUAUGUCACGAUGACAUACGGAGGUACGUCUUGA
This is a messenger RNA of Nylanderia fulva, 405 nucleotides long. The record is from RefSeq and is a predicted model, not a curated record. NCBI's taxonomy places the organism in Eukaryota, Metazoa, Arthropoda, Insecta, Hymenoptera, Formicidae.